UGAACCACAGGGGAUCGUUACACCUGUGUAUGUUUAUGUGCAUACAUGCAAGAGUUCUUGGAGACCAAUCUUUCUAGGAGGCAUGUCGUCGGUGACCUUCAGUAUGAUGAUGAUGACUUUUGCCGGGGCCACUCCAGAUUGGAAUUGUGUUAGAGACGACAGUUUUGUGCAGCAUGAUAUAACUCCAGCAACAACUGUUAGUAACGAAAGCUUACAUGUAAAUGGUACGAGCAUGGUAAAGCAGUGUUUUCCUGCCUGGGAUAAUGAAACAACUACAGCAUGUGAAGCGUUCACGUUUAACACCAGCAUGAACACGGUAGUCAAUCAGUGGAAUUUGGUGUGUGACGAAGCAUGGAUACCGUCUUCCAUCACCACCAUUCAGAUGUCGGGCGUGCUUUUAGGGGGACUAUUUACUGGGCAUUUGGCCGACAAGAUUGGACGUAAACCGACCCACUUUCUUUCCAUGCUGACGCUACUCGUGGUCAACGUAUUGUGCGGAUUUUCAGUAUCAUGGGAAAUGUUUGCGACGUGUCGACUUUUCAUUGGACUAGGUAUUGGCGCCUAUCUAACAGUCUACUACCCCUACGUACUUGAAUUCAUUCCUAUGGAACGUCGUGUUGUUUUGCCUGCCUUUCCAAUGUGGGGUAUAUGGUCCGCCAUAUUCGCACUCGUCGCCUGGGGACUUCCUGACUGGAGAUAUCUCCAUUUUGUCUCAGCUGCUUGUGCAGCACCCUGGCUGUUAACUUGGAGGUUAAUGCCGGAGAGUUUUCGCUGGCUUGUUUCUAACAACAAAAAGGAGGCAGCAUUUGACGUUAUACAGAGGGUGGCAAAGUUCAAUGGCAGCCCAAUUCGAGAUAUCAAAGCACUCAAAAUCAGGAUGGAUACAGACGUCGACGAGCCCAGUACGAACAAGGUUUACACCAUACGGGACAUGUUUACAACAGCUAAGCUAGCCAAAAUGACCGUUUUACAUAUAGUUUCAUGGUUAGCCUGUGGUUAUGGCUAUUAUGGGAUAUCCUUUGGAGUCGAGGGUUUAACAGGGGACCUCUUCCUCAACAUGGCCCUUCUUAGUAUUGCGGAGAUUCCACCGACUGUAACUUUAUAUUUCUUUUCAAAUCGACUUGGGAGAAAGUGGACAUCGCUGCUAUUCUGUGGUAUAGGGAUAUUUGCCGCAGUCAUCGUGGCCUUCAUAGAAGCGACAGAUUUACAAAACAAAGUGUACCGUACUGUUUUUGUACUUAUUUCGAAAAUCGGAGUAUCUCUGGCAUGGCUCGGCAUCAAGUUAUUAGCUAUAGAGCUGUUUCCAACCGUCAUCAGAUCGGUUAGCAGCGGGUUGUUCAACAGCAUGGCGAGGGUGGGCUCUCUAGUUGCUCCCCAAAUUGUGUACCUGAAUGACGACAUUCCUGGUAUCCUGUAUUUUAUAUGCAGUGGUGGACUUCUAUUGGCCUUCAUCUGUAUUUGCUUUAUGCCAGAGACAAAAAACAGAAUGCUACCUGAUACACUACACGACUUUGGUUCCAAUAAGUUAAAACCAAAAACAUCUCGUCCAUAUAAACUCUGUGAUAUGACGACUACAACGACCAAAAAAGAAAAAGGCAACAUUAUCUACGUCACGCAUAUGUAAUUUUUGAUAGUGCACAUUUUGUUAUACUUAAUGUUACUAUAUAUUACUUGAUAAAGUAAUAGUAUAAAAUCAUUUGUGAUAUAUUUUAGGUUUAUAUAUAUGUUAUAUUUUGUAAUGCAUACCAUGACUAUAUUAUUAUAUAUAAUUGCAUAUCAUAUGUUGUGAUAUGCUUUUCGUUAUUUCAUGUAAUUUAUUGUAAUACGUCGUAUAGCUAUGAAAUGUAUAGCCAUGAUAUAACAUUAUAGUAUAAACUUGGCAAUAUAGUGUAUGUGUCUGUAUGCGAUAAAUUGUAAUAAAUAAUAUGCCAAUCAAUGCAUGUAGUUAUUGUAAGUAAUAUAGUAGUUUCUGUAUGUAAUAUAUAGUGAUAUCUGGUAAUGUAUGUAAUAUAUUGUAAUACUUUCUUUACUAUAUGUUGUAUAUUUUGAUAUUGUUAUCAAUGUGUAUGUAAUAUAUCGUAAAACAUCAUAUGGUUUUUUUAAUACAGUAUACAGUAACUGUAUGUAAGAUAGUAUGUUACAAAAUGCGGUAAACAUAGUAGCUGGCCCGGACACACAUUUUACGAAAAACAAAUCCGUAUUGACUAAUUUUUCGUAGUAAAGAAACAGAAUGAUUUGCUUCAUUUUUUGAUUGCGAAUAUAAUUCACUGAGGCUUGUAGAUUAUAUGUAAAUAUAAAACUCAUUUAUUUUAUAUAAAUGGGAGUCAGUUAUGACUCGUUAGGAAUCCUCUAUUACAUUAUAUAUAUUCUGUAUGUUACAAUUUCUACAUUGUAAUUGGUUCAUUAAUUAAGGAUUAACUUGAAUGUAUCUUUUAUGUUAUGGAGAUA
Molecule: messenger RNA, 2448 nt
Organism: Mizuhopecten yessoensis (Yesso scallop)
Lineage: Eukaryota; Metazoa; Mollusca; Bivalvia; Pectinida; Pectinidae
Product: solute carrier family 22 member 4-like
Exons: 9
Coding region: 83-1624 (513 amino acids)
Biological process (GO): transmembrane transport
Cellular component (GO): membrane
Molecular function (GO): transmembrane transporter activity
Source: RefSeq, a predicted model, not a curated record